Molecule: messenger RNA, 1639 nt
Organism: Drosophila takahashii
Lineage: Eukaryota; Metazoa; Arthropoda; Insecta; Diptera; Drosophilidae
Product: homeobox protein 2
Source: RefSeq, a predicted model, not a curated record
AUUAAUAAUAUUCCCCUGAAUUUAAGGCCCCAGCUCGAAAAUGUCCGAAAACGAGGCCGUGGAGGCGGCACCAGCGGAUUCAGCGGCGUCCAGCGAGGAAUCUGGAAAGGAUGAGCCCUCGACGAAGCCGCUGCAGAUGUCGUUUGCGGAUUGGAAAAAGUGCAAGGAGGCUUUGAAACCGGAAUCGAAAGGCGAACCACCGCAGCGCAGCAACAACAAUUACGGUCCAAAUAACAAUUAUAAUAAUAAUAAUAACAACGGAAACAACAAUGGACGCAGACAAUGGGGACCAAACAACAAUGGGAAUUUUCAAGGAGGACCGAAUAAUUACCAGGAGAGGAACAACUUUCCGCCACUCAGCAGACCUCCGCCACUUCCCAUGCAACUGAUGAACAUGGGCGGUUUUGGAGGCAACUUUGGACCGGGUCCGGGACCCUGUGGACCUCCAAUGGGCCCCGGAGGACCCUGCGGACCCAUGGGCAAUAUGGGUCACGGUGGUCCCAUGGGAAAUAUGGGCUUUGGCGGACCAGGCGGUGGCCCCAAUCCGCGACGCAAUCACAACCAGCGACCGCUGCAGCCGCCUCCGUUUUGGGAGGACAUGAUGUCGCCGCAACACCGACCGCCGCCCAUCCAACCGCCCAUGCCCAAGUGUCCCAGCCUGUGGAAUCUGGUGCCCAAGGAGCGGGGACAGCGCAACGAUCGCGGCAACAAACAGAACCACAACCAAAACCAGAACAACAAGAAGUUCCGGGGAAAUAAUCGCGGCAACAGUAACAAGGAUUCCAAGCUUAUGCCGCCGCCACCGCCGCCGUCGUCAAGCGAUAACAACGGCUCCCCGUCGAAUGGCGAGGCUCAGCCCAAGUCCAAGAAGCCCAAGCGCGCCGGCACCUUUAUGCAGAUCAACGGCCAGUGGAUCCAGAAGCCGGAGGCACCGCUGCCCCUGGACGAUGCGCCGCCGGGGACGAAGGAGGAGCGCCAGCGGCAGUGGAAGGAGUACCGCAUGGCCAUGAAGCCGUUCAAGAAUCGCGAGUUUCACAACUGGAAGCGAACGGUGCAGCGUUUGGGCAAGCUGCCGCGCGAUCAGCUGGACGAGCAGCAACUGGAGCGUCUGGUGAAGGCGGAGGAGUAUAUUGGCGCCCACAAGGCGAUGCUGACGGUGAAGCAUGCCGAGCGCUGGGUGCAGCAGGACAACAAGAACGACAAGGGGCAGGUCUUCGUGCGCAAGUCCUCGAACAUUGGCUCAUGGGAUACGCCAAAGGAGAAGCAGACGGACAAGUUCUUUGGCCCUGGCCGCGCCAUUAAGGGCGGUUCCGAUCUCUCGGUCAUGGGAAAUCUGGCGGCGCCACCUCCGCCGCCGCCUGACAAUUCUUCGCAGAGGCAAAACAACUACUGGCCAUCUACCCCCAUCAGCAGUUCGGGCUCCAACUCGAAUCCUUCGUACUACAGCCACUACAGCAACAACUUCGUGAAGGGCACCACCCUGCUGCCGCCCUAGAAUCGCCCAGGGAAACCAACCCGAGGCGCGGGUUUUAAUCAUUAUCCAGUGGCAUGGCACCUGAAACAGCAGCAGUUUCUUCUACAUCCCGGUUCGACGGACAUCGGUAUUUGUAUUCAGAUAAAUGUAACAAAAUCAACUUGA